Topomyia yanbarensis is the source of this 688-nucleotide messenger RNA. Its product is annotated as cathepsin K-like. The record is from RefSeq and is a predicted model, not a curated record. The transcript has 2 exons. Lineage: Eukaryota; Metazoa; Arthropoda; Insecta; Diptera; Culicidae. Gene Ontology annotation, cellular component: lysosome. Bases 391 to 687 code for a protein of 98 amino acids. Gene Ontology annotation, molecular function: cysteine-type endopeptidase activity.
AGUGGUUUGCCGGUUAUUACUCGGAACGUUUCCAGCCCUUCUUUCCUGGUGAAGUAUUAUUUCCGAAAGACGGACCGAAAGUGCAAGGAAUAACAUUGUUAAAAAGCAACCUUUUUUCUGAAUAAUAUUGCACAUCAUUCAGUUUAAUUUAAAUCCCUAAAUGCUCAAUGAAAACUACAAGCUCAAAAUAACAGUAUUCUUUCAUUCGCAGGGCUUUCAUCAUCAGCUGUAACGGAUUGGCAAUUUUUGAACAAAACUCUUACUAUUCUCUACCGCAUAACACUAACUCUAGCCUCUGCCGUAGACUGAUAUCAUAUUUAUCGAUUUCAGCAAGGAAAGUGCAAGUUCAAUCCACAUUUUGCCAUCGCCAGCAUCAGUGAUUGGGCCAUCAUGCCGAAGAAUGAGGAGGCGCUGGCAUUUGCCGUGUGGAAGAUCGGUCCAAUUGCGGUCAGUUUGAACGCAGCUCCGAAGUCGUUUCAGCUCUACACAGCCGGAAUCUACGACGAUGCGGUGUCCUGUGACAGCACAAAGGUCAACCAUGCAAUGCUGCUGAUAGGCUACACGCCCACCUAUUGGAUACUGAAAAAUUGGUGGGGCGGUUGGGGCGAAGGUGGCUUCAUGAAACUGGCUCGCGGCAAAAACAUGUGCGGUAUCAGUAACUUUGCCGCGUACGUCACUAUCAAAUAAA